GCCUCAUCGAACCUUUUGUCUCUUUCACAAUAUCUUCACCUCAGAUUCCUCACCUGCCUCUGCUGCACCUACUCUCUCGACACUAUCCACAAAAAAUGGCCGACGACCCAAUGGCGAAAUGUUUCCUUCACAGGACCUUGCAGGCCAGGCAGUUCUUGAACAAAUUCAUGCCUUCUGGGCGGGGAAUCGAAGCACCAAAAAUCAGAUUCUCUCCGGUUCCGUGUGAUGCAAGCAAUGCUAGUGAAAUAUGCACACCUCUGGUUCAAUGCAUCAAAGACUCGCGCAUAUGCCCAGGAUACCAAAUUAUCGAUGCCUCAGAUGCUUGUCUGCUAUCGAAUGCGGAUGACGAAGAUUAUUCCCGAUUGUUUCUCUAUCCGACCGGCCUUGACUUCUGGCAAAACUCUGCUGACGCCUGGCGGUCCCUGGAGAUGCCCAUCCAUGUCUUGGCCCCCUCUGCUGACGACCUCUUUGGCUAUGGAGACGAAUGCUCUGAAGUACUUGAGAGCAUAAUUGAGCAAGUUGCUGAGCAAUUCGCUCAUCAGCACCGCACCCAUGUCUUCUCCUUGAUCAUCUUUGGUCGCUAUGCUCGUUUCCUGCGCUGGGACCGUGCUGGCUGCGUGGUAUCCAAGGGUUUUGAAUAUCACAAGAAUCCCAGGCUCUUGGCAGAUUUCUUCUGGAGAUUCACCUUCCUCAGUCGUGCCGAACGAGGAUUCGAUCCGACAACCACUGACGCCACUCCCUCGGAGAUUCGUGCUUUCAAGGCUACCGUACGCAACUUCAUCAAGAAUGCACCUCGGAACGCCGAAUUUCUCCGACCCACACUCGAUGAUGACUACCCCGUCUACAAGAUGCAGUUGGACAGCGUAAACGGCCAGAAGAUGCACCUGAUCAUUGGGAAACCGUUCCACGGCUACAAGCGUCCUACAUGUGGUGGUCGGGCAACGCGAGUGUACGCAGCGUACUUGAAAUCUGAGAAACGUCUUGUGUGCUUGAAAGAUUUCUGGCGUUCUCACCAGCUUGUUUCGGAGGCUGAAAUGUAUCAACACCUGGCGAACCACGAUGUCCCCCAUCUUCCGACAAACUUAGCUGCAGGGGAUGUUCUCGUAGACAGUCAGCUUCAAUCAACCUCCAACCAGCAACAUGGAAGAUUAUGGGGUUUAACUCAUCAACGGAUUGUGCAAGAGAUUGCGUUUCCCCUGGAAACUGCCAAAUCUUCGAGGGAGCUGACGCAGGUAUUCAGAGACAUCAUUGCAUGCAUGAGUAAGGCGUGGCAGUCCGCAAAUGUGUUGCACCAGGACCUCAGCGACGGGAAUAUUAUGAUAACACAAGAAGGACGAGGAAUUCUGAACGACUGGGACUGUGGCUGGGAGAAAACUGCCGAAGAUCCGAAGAAUGAGAAUCGCGUUGGCACAUGGAGAUUUAUGUCCGUCCUGCUAUGUAAGAAUCCUUUCAAAGAGCAUGAAAUCCAUGACGACCUCGAAUCGUGCUUCUGGGUGUUACUCUGGAUCGCAGUCCGCUAUGUCAAGUGUGUCAAGCUAUGGGACUCUUUCAGCUGGCAUAUCUUUGACGAGUGCGGGCUGGAAGCAUUUCAAGACCCCAACUAUCCACAAAAUGAUAUGGGUGUCCAAUUCGCGGUUGGUGGGAUGGAGAAGAAACAGUUUGUGACUUACAUGUCAUCGAUGAAACUGGAAUGGCGAUGCAAACCAUUUAACAAGCUCAUGGAUGAAUUCAAGCACAUAUUUGGCCAAUUCCACCGCGGAGUUGAAGGUGGGUACACGCGAGAAAUACGUCAGGAUUAUGAAGAACGCCGCGAAUUCCUCGCUAAUCCAGAUAAUGUCGUCAAACUCUUCGACGAUGCGCUUGCCGAAGAGGGAUGGCUCGACAACGACACGGUCCCAAACAUGUUCCCUUACAAGACAGAAGAAGAGUGGGAAGUCUAUGCGUUGAAAUGCAGGCGACGAAACCUCAUUUCAAAACGCCAGAAAGCACAGGAACGUCAAGCUGCGAAGGAGAGGGCAGCUGGGCAAGGGCUCCCAUACGUCGAACCCGCCAUCGAUGCUCAUCCUGAAGCCCAAGCUGUAACGAAAUACCCUUACGUCUUCCCGCCCGAUUCUGACGACGAGGAGCCUACCAAACCAGUGCGCAGGUCCGCACGUAUAAAGAAAGUCGCUCGAGUCAUACCGCCUAAUCGUCAGGUUGAUCGUUCUCCAAAACGAAAAAGAGCGGAAGAAGACAAGCAUGCUUCGGAUGGCGAAGUAGGACCACAGAUGAUCAAGAAGCGCAAGCCUGAGGAAGAAGGGAAAAGUGAUUCAGGAAGCAGCAGUGAUUCAUUGCGUCACAUACUCCGUAUAUUCGGACGACGCCCCAAGGGCGCUUUAGUAUAGUCCAUCUCUAUUUAUUUGACAAUAAUUCAUAGAGAUAUUAUGUCCCUGGGAGGGACAAUGCCUGAGUAGAGGCUCAGCGGAAUGAAUAACACGCUAGAUGAUGCGAAGCAACAUCCGUGUGCACAGUCGGCUUGAGUGAAUUCAUGUAUCAUUGUCGUCUUGGAGGCCAAAUUUCAUCGGCGAGAAAAUGACCGUAUGAAUCUACUCUAUGGGGUCAGAUUCACGAGGAGAAAAGAGGGGAACAGAACAGGCUGUCAGCGAAAGCCACUAAACAUAAUCAAUUGAUCGCUCUCCA
Molecule: messenger RNA, 2679 nt
Organism: Somion occarium
Lineage: Eukaryota; Fungi; Basidiomycota; Agaricomycetes; Polyporales; Cerrenaceae
Source: the annotation of a GenBank genome assembly